CUUUACCCUGAUGGAUGAGUUAGUAGCUGGAUGGAUGGAUGGAUUGAUAGUCGAUGCAUCCAUUGGCUUACCAUUCUGUGAGAUGGAAAUCAAAAGAGAACGAUACUGCGGUUGCGCUUCUUGCCUCCAGUUACCCAGCUGCGGCGAACUUCCUGCCUCACGCUGAAACUUGUACAUGUCAUCUUUUCAAUUAGUAAAAUCUAAUUUUUCUGGCAGUCACAAAACUUGAUAUGUGUGUUUUGUGGAAGCGCGUGAAUUGGGAAUUCUGCUUGCAUGCGCUAUGAGUGGCCGUAAACCUGUUUUUCGCUUUGGAGCGGGCGGAUCAGCCAAGAAUACCAAAGAUCCUCAGGUGAAUUUUGUUUUUCAACUCCCAGGCGGAGGCACCUCUACACCUGGAGGCUUCAACUUUGCUCCUCCUACUACGCCAACUGCGACCUCAUCCUUCAAUUUUGGUGCGAAUACGGCAACUCCCACUCCAGCAUUUGGAAAUCCUUCAUCUACGUUUGGAGCUGCUCCUCAGCCUCCCACUCCAACCAACCAGCAACCCUCGUUUAACUUUUCAUCACAACCCGCCAAACCAUCACCGCUAGGCUUUGGUACAAAUAAUACUGCUCAAAAUACGUCGGUAUUUGGUGCUCCUCCACAGGCAAGUCCGUUCGGCGCACAACCGAGUACACCAACCGGAACCUUUGGUCAAGCAGUGCAAAACAAUGCAUUUUCAUUUGGAGCCAGCAAUCCGCCAGCCGUAGCAUCGCCUUUUGACAAGCCUGCUUCCACCACGACACCGACAUCCUCCGUGCCAACUUCACAGUUCGCCUUUGGUAGUAACCAAGCUGCAUCAUCUCCAUUUGGCGCAGCGUCCAAUAACGCGCUCCAAUCUCCAUUACGACGAGCGGUAUCCGAUGUGAGCGGAUUAAACCAAAACUCCCCACUUAAUAAGCCCACAUUUGCAAGCGGAAACGUUUUUGGAGGAAUGGCUGCUACCAGUACACCAUCAGCUACAAUGCCUCCAUCUGUAGCGCCCGCUGCUCCUUCUGCAACAUCUUUUUCGUUUGGUAGUGCAUCGUCUGGCAUAAAUGCUACUGCUGCGCCUGCUACUUCAGCGAUGCCAACUGCCUCAACUUCAGGGUUUUCUUUUGGAGCGAGCUCUGCUACACCAGCGUCUCCAGCUAUAAACGCAUCAACCUCCGGGUUCUCCUUUGGAGCCAGCUCUCCGGCAUCGACUCCAACGAAGACCGAGCCACCAAAAGCAAUUGGAGGAUUUUCGUUCGGCGCGCCAAGCACACCUUCUGCCACUAGCUCUGCGGCCUCCAAGCCAUUUUUUUCUUUCACGAAACCUGCAGAAUCAGAUACAAAAGCAACUCCAGCUACUACCCCCACCUCUGAACCGAAAAAAACUGAAAGUAGCUCAUUUAGUUUCCUCAAAUCUGAACCAUCCACUGCCGCCACUACCACUUCUACAUCAUCCGCAGCGCCAACAUUUUCCUUCAGUAGUACUAGUACUUCCAAAGCAGAUCAGACUCCUUCGCUGCUUACUAGUAAGCCGGCCGAUGGUGGAUCCGCCGCGAAGACCUUUACGUUCGGAACGAGCACUGCAACUACUCCCAGCACGACAACCACAGCAACCAGCACAGCACCUAAGUUUAGCUUUGGGCCUUCUACAUCUGAAAAAAAGGCUGACUCUGCUACAACUACUGGUGCGGCCACUACUUCAGCAAGCGCUGCACCUGCUAUACCUACAAUUCAAGUACCCGCUCAACCAUCAGAGUUUUCAUUCGACAAAAUAUUAGAACAAAUGAAAGUUACUUCUAUAUCAAUGCCACAAGAAAUUCAAUUUUCUUUGGCUAAUGCUGGCAUGCCUGGAAAGAUGAUGUAAGUAAAACUGUUUAAUCAAGUACAUUUCCCGAUGAUGGCCACUAAUUUAUGAUGUUCGAAACAAGUGGUCAGCAAGCGAUGAUUCUACAAUCCACGA
This is a messenger RNA of Umbelopsis ramanniana AG, 1972 nucleotides long. RefSeq lists its product as uncharacterized. The record is from RefSeq and is a predicted model, not a curated record. The coding region runs from base 281 to 1876 and encodes 531 amino acids. Lineage: Eukaryota; Fungi; Mucoromycota; Umbelopsidomycetes; Umbelopsidales; Umbelopsidaceae. The transcript is spliced from 2 exons.